Molecule: messenger RNA, 2509 nt
Organism: Triticum aestivum (bread wheat)
Lineage: Eukaryota; Viridiplantae; Streptophyta; Magnoliopsida; Poales; Poaceae
Exons: 2
Coding region: 72-956 (294 amino acids)
Molecular function (GO): protein binding
Source: RefSeq, a predicted model, not a curated record
CGGGCGCAUCUACGUACGAGGGCUAGACUCAGAAAAGAAAAAAUCUACGUACGAGGGCGACGAGUUGCGAGAUGGCCAGCAGCCGCCGCUCGCCGAGGGCUGCGCCGCUGGACAACGACGAUUUGCUUUCCGAGAUCCUCCUCCGCCUCCCACCGCAGCCGUCCUUCCUCUCCCGCGCCUCGCUCGUCUACAAGCGCUGGCGCUCCCUCGUCUCCGACCCAGGCUUCCUCUCCCUCGUCUCGUCCUUCCUCCGCCGCUUCUGCGUCCACCACCGUCGCAACCCUCCCCUCCUCGGUUUCUUCAACACAGGAUUUCGCAAAACCUCCUUCGCGCCUACUCUCAUGGCCCCCGAUCGUGUCCCGCGCGGACGCUUCUCCUUGCCGUGGGGUGAUGUCAGCAGCUUCAGUCUCCUCAACUGCCGCCAUGGUCUCGUACUCAUCUUCGACGAGACGCGGCGCCAGUUCAUUGUGUGGGACCCUGUCACUGGCGACCAGCACCGCGUCGACGUUCCCGCGCCGUUAGAGAUCAACGGUGCCGUGCUUCGUGCCGCCGGAGACGUCAGACACUUCCAGGUGGUCUUUGUAGCAACACGCAACCACGGCAUAGAAGAUGGACAAGAAGCGCUCGUCUGUGUUUACUCGUCGGAGACCGGCGUGUGGGGUAACGGCAUCUCAACACCCAUUCCAUUCGGGCCUAGCCGGAGCUUAUUUGGCACCCAUAUAUCUACCAAGCCCGCUGUUCUGGUUGGCAACUCCCUUUACUGGACUCUCACUGGUUUUUGUUCAAGAAGUAUCCUUGAAUAUGAUCUUGAGAAGCAGAGCCUAGCUGUGAUACAGGAGCCGGACUAUGUGUGUGAAUAUUACUUCAUGGUCAUAAGGGCAGAUAGUGGUGGUCUGGGUUUCCUCAAUUUGUCGGAAUUCACCGCACAGUUGUGGGAGAGAAAGACUCGAUUGUGAUGGUGUUGCUUCGUGGCGGCUGGGAAGAACAAUUGAACUGGAUAAACUACUUCACCCGAAUCCUCCCCCGAUUCCAGGUGAGUAUGAUGAUGAUGAGCAGGAUGACAAGAUAAGAAUACUAGGGUUUGCUGAGGAAAAUAAUAUGGUGUUCGUGGGGACAUUGAUGGGCCUCUUUACGGUCCAGCUUCAGCCAUUGCGGUUCAAAAGACUAUCUCGAACAAGAAGUGAAACAACAUUGCAUUGUCAUCCAUUAGAAAGUGUCUAUACUGCAGCCGUUGGUGGUGAACAUGAUGGAGCUGAACUUUUGCACAACGCAUAAGAUGUCUGCCUAUGCUAUUACGAUGUAUUGCUUGAUCCGGUAAGCUUAUCUUCUGCAUGUUUGAGGUAGCUGAAAUUAAACUUUCGUUGUAAAUGAUGUUGUUUUACUUUUUAAUAGUUUUUCUCAAGUACCAAAUGAAAAACAGAGGAUUCCAAGAUUUUCUAUAUGACCCUUUGCUAAGCCAUUGCUCACCUGGCUACCUCCCGUCACACUCUCAUGGCAGCUAUGGAUCUCUUUUGUAUGCCUUGCCUCAUCAUCCCUUUCUCAGUAGCUUUCCAUUCCCUUCACACUCCUUAGGACUCCUCCCAUUUACUACUACUGGUACUGGCGUUUCUCCCUCUAGCUUCUCAGAUGACUGAUGACGUGGGACCCUUCCUCAUUCUCUAUUUGUAUGUCCUUGGUUGCUCAUAGAUGAGAAUGAUGUCAUGCUAAGUAGUAGCAGAAUAAAAUAUUUCCCUUUAUUGUGCUUCGUUGAUAUUUUUCGGUCUUACUAGUUGCUACAUUUUAGAUUGCAAUACUUGAAGAGCAUAUCCGCAUUAGACCUUAUACUAUUAUCUAUGUUUUGCUUGCAAUUAACAAUUUGUUAUGGACAAUUGUGCUAUUCUUAGCAGGCGUGCUUAAAUAUUUUCUCAAGAUGUAUCACUUCGUCAGUCUAAUCUCGCUUAUGUAAUUGGUCAUUUGACCAUUGGCCUAUAAUAUAGUUUGUCUGGUCCAAACUAGAAGUUGCAAUAGUUUCUGUGCAGUUCUGAUUUCUUCUAUUUCAGUUAUCACAAAUGCUUAAUAUUUUUUGCUGAACACAUAAAAAGUCACAUGGCUAGAUUCAUCAUGAACACUGCUUUCAACAAAUUUCCACCUUUUAGCUUUUGAUAUCAUAUUAUCAUCAAAUGCUUAAUAUUUUUUGCUGAACACAUAAAAAGUCACAUGGCUAGAUUCAUCAUGAACACUGCUUUCAACAAAUUUCCACCUUUUAGCUUUUGAUAUCAUAUUAUCAUCAAAAGUGAUGGUUAAAGUUUUUUUUAUUUAUGUUGUGCAGAUUUAAAAGUAUGACUUCUGUUUUUAAGGUAGUGUCAAUAUAUCUUCCCAUGAGUCCCUCAUAGUCUUAUGCUCGUCAUGAAAAUUAUCUAAUAAGGCAUGUUGUUCAGUAUUUGCCCCUAAGGUCACUGAUCAUGUAGCAUCUACUUAGAUCAGAGCAAGGAAGUUCUCAAUGUGUCAACAUUAACAAUAGAACUUGAAA